Molecule: messenger RNA, 6769 nt
Organism: Solea senegalensis (Senegalese sole)
Lineage: Eukaryota; Metazoa; Chordata; Actinopteri; Pleuronectiformes; Soleidae
Product: myosin-2-like
Exons: 1
Coding region: 877-5793 (1638 amino acids)
Source: RefSeq, a predicted model, not a curated record
CUCAAAAUGCUGCAGCACAUACACCAGGCCUGUAAGUGGCGCUGUAACGCUGUUAAUCGAAUGCAUCCAAAAUGGGGAAGAAGUGGGGCGUGCGUAUAAAAACCUGCCCGCCAUUGUUGAUGUUGCGCUCACGUUCCGUCACGUGGCAUUUUCUAGUAGCGUAUUCGCUGUCUGCACGGAAUUGCAAAGCCUGUUUGUUUUUCAGAUUGAGGCGUUUUAAAUAAAUACCGUUUCAGGUCCCCGAAAACGCUGUUUCCACGUGAACAGAGCGCCCAAAAGGGUAUGUGUAUUUACCUAAACCUGGUUCCCUGUUGGGGCUGGUUUUCUUUCCUCGAAAUCAAUUUUCAGUGUUGAGCCAUUGAGUUGUCUUCUUGUCUCUGAGACAGUUAUGGUCUAUAUUUAGUAAACAUUUUCUUCCAGAAGAGGGCAGCAUUACACCUGCCAGAAAUGAUUAUCAGAAGAAGAAUAUGAUUUUAAUGUGACAUUGCCGUUGCCAUUGCCAAAUGGCUAUGAGCUUUUUACAGAAUAAUGAGAAUAAAAGUAAACCUUUGAAUGAAAACAAAAAGGCCACUGCUGGUGCAGUUUAGUAAAGCUGAAGUAAACAUUCUAUUCCUUUGAUGAUAUUGGAAUCAUUCUUGGCUCAAUUGGCUAAGAUCAAGUGUAGGUGAAGGGCGGUCAAGCAACAACUGGCUCAUCUGACUUUCAUGGUUAAAAAAUGAAGAGUGAUCAUUGAAACGUAUUAAAACAAGAUGAUGACAGAUGCCAAAGAGAAUAAUUUGUCACAUUGACUGAAUUGAAAUGAUCACAGCAGUGGAGUGCACUGUGGAAACUAUGUUUGCACGAUUAAAGAAGUGAAAGGAAAAUCCUCAGUGCGAGAUGGAUGACAAGCAUUCCAGCAGCCCAAGAUCCCAUAAAAGUGAAGAUGAGCUUAGGAGGAAGAUUCUUGAGGAAAAUCGAGUGUGGCAAGCUAAAUUAAAAACAUUAUGGAAGAAGGAGAAGUUCAGCGAGGACGUAAAAAAGACAGAAGCCGCACCUUUAGACACGGCAAAGGCAGCUCGUGCGUUUCAGCGGAAGACUGAAAAUCGGAUGCUCCAUCCUCCACUGAUAUCAUACAAGAGAUCCUACUCCUGGCCUCAAACCCCGGAAGCUAAGCUGCAAGAAGAUUCAGUGGAUGAGAACCAGGUGACCGACAGCUUGACAAACCACAAUAAGGAGCUCCAUUGCUUACCGACAUGGGAAAAGCUUCAUUUUAAGCUGGAAUCACUGGCUCACCAACGGAGGCCUGAUCAUCUGGAGGUCCAUCCUCCACUCACAUGGGAGACAAGUGAAUCCUUCAGGCUUCACACCCCACUCUCUGAGUUGGACACGGCUGAGGACUCAGUGGAUGACAAUCAGGUGAUUGUCAAUCUGAAAUAUCAAAGAAAUGAGACAGUUGAGCCUGUGCUGGUUUUACCCACAGACCCUCAGAAGAUGAAUAAACUUCUGGAGGAUGAGAUUUGGGAACUUCACAAAGCUUUGUUGACAUUACUGGCAGACAAAAAGAACACAAACCAUCUCAAAGAUGAAAAUCAGCAGCUGCAUUCGUCACUGACACAGGAGAGGAGCGCCACCUCCAGGCUUCAGGCCCAAGUCUCACAGCUGUGCAAGACCUUUAACCAACAGAAGCCUGACCAUCUGAGAAAUCUAAAUCAGAAACUCCAUUCUUCGCUGACAGAGGAGAAAACUAUGAAAACCAGGCUUCAGACUGAGGUUUCCGAGAUUCGUAAGAAGUUACAGACUGCGCAAAUGAGGGUCGACAAUCUGGACAGUGUAAAUCAGGAACUUCGCUCUUUGCUGACUCAACAGACCAACGUCAGAGCUGAGCUUCAGGACCAGGUCUCCAAUUUGAAGGAAACUCUGCAAAAAUCACACGCUGCUUUCAGAGAAGACUAUGAGGAAGUUAAAAGACACCUGACAAGUGAGAUCAAGAAGAAUUUUGAACUCCAACAAAUUAAAGACAAAGCUGAGAAGCAGGUAGUGAAGGUCUGCCAGACCACACAGACGGAAAUUUAUGAAAAGACAAAAGCGGAACGUACACAUUUCAAAAACAUGGCUUCGGACAAAGAAAAUGCAGCUUGUGGAGCCAAACAGAGAAUUGUUGACCAGGAAAAUGAAAUUCAGCAGCUUCGUUCUUUACUAACUCAGGAGAGGAGUGCCACGUCCAGACUUCAAGUUCAGGUCUCUGAGCUGCAUACAUCUUUGCAGGCUGACCAUCAGAGGAUUGAAAAUCUGAUCAAUCUAAAUCAGGAGCUUCGGUCCUCAUUGACACAGGAGAACGCUGACAAAGCUGGGCUUCAGGCCCACGUGUCUGAGCUUCAGACAAAAUCACAGGCUGACCAGCAAAGGAUUGAGAACCUCGAGAAAAAAGUUCGAAAGCUCAGAUUUUCACUGAGUCAAAAGACUGAUGAAAGCACUGAGCUUCAGGCGCAGGUCUCUGAGCUGCAUAAGAAAUCGCAUGCUGACCAAGAGAUGAUUGACAAUCUGGACAAUGAAAUUCAGAAGCUUCAUUCCUCGCUGGCACAGAAGAACUUUGUCAAAACAGAGCUUCAGGACAAGGUCUCCAAUUUGGAGGAAGCUCUGCAGAAAUCCCAGGCUGUGUUUAAAUCAUUCCAGGCUGACUAUGAGGAGGUUAAACGACGGCUGACAUGUGAGAACAAGAAGAAUGUUGAACUCCAACACUUUAAGGAGAAAGCAGAGAAACAGGUGGUGAAGGCCUGCCAGACCACAGAGACUGAAAUGCUCUUUGUGAGCAAAGAAAUCUUUGAAAAGACAAAAGCAGAGUGCAAACAUUUCAGAAACAUAGCUUCAGAAAUAGAAAAGGCAGCAUGUGCAGCCAAACAGGAGAUUGACGAUCUAGAAAAUAAAAUUAAGCAGCUACAUUCUUCGCUGUCACACGAGAAGAGCACCAACUCCAGACUCCAAGCCCAGAUCUCCGAGCUGCAAACAUCGUCACAGGCUGACCAAGAAAGGAUUGCCAAUCUAGAAAAAAAAGCUCGGAAGCGCCGCAUGUCACUUACACAAAAGACUGAUGAAAGUACUGGGCUUCAGGCCCAGGUCACUGAGCUGCAUAAGAAAUCACAGGCUGACCAACAGGCCAAUGACAAUCUGGUAAAUGACAUUCAGGAGCUUCGUUCUUCACUGGCACAGCAGAACGUUGUCAAAACCGAGCUUCAGGACCAGGUCUCCAAUUUGAACAAAGCUCUGUGCAAAUCACAGGCUGAGUUCAAGACAUUUCAGGAUGACUACGAGGAGGUGAAAAGACGCCUGAUAUGUGAGACCAAGAAGAAUGUUGAACUCCAACACCUUAAGGAGAAAGCGGAGACGCAGGUGGUGAAGGCCUGCCAGACCACAGAGACCGAAAUCCUUGUGAGCAAAGAAAGUUACGAUGAUAUAAAGGCAGAGUGCACACAUUUCAAAAACGUAGCUUCAGACACAGAAAAGGCAGCCAAACAGGGGAUUGACAAUCUUGAAAAUGAAAUGCAGCUGCUCCGUUCUUCGCUGACACAUGAGAAGAAUUCAGCCUCCAGACUUCAAGCCCAGGUCUUUGAGCUGUGCACGACUUCACAGGCUUACCAACAGAAGAUUACCCAUCUGGAAAAUGAAAUUGACGAUCUCCAUUCUUCCUUGAAACAUGAGAAGUGUGCUGCAUCCGAUGUGCAAGCCCAAGUCUCCGAGCUGCUGAAGAUUUCACAAACUGACCAACAGAGGAUUGAAAAUCUGAAAAAUCAAAAUCAGGACCUCCGUUCCUCGCUGGCACAGAAGAUCAGCAGUGAAAUCACACUUCAGGCUGAGGUCUCUAAGUUGAAUUGGAAUUUACAGACUGACCAACAAAGGAUAGACCAUCUCAAAAAAGAAAACCAGGAGCUCCAUUCUUCGUUGGCAGAGGAGAACAGUGUCAAACUUGGGCUUCAGGCCCAGGUCUCUAAUUUGAAGAAGACCCUCCAGAAAUCAAAGUCUGACCUCAAAAUAUUUAAGAAGGGCCACAAGGAGGUGAAAGAACAUGUGGUGUGUAAGAAGAAGAAGAAAAGUGUAGAACUCCAACACCUUAAGGAGAAAGCAGGGAGGUGGGUGGAGAAGGCCUGCCAGACCACAGUGAUUGAGACACUCUUUGUUAGCAAAGAAGUUUACAAGAAGACUAAAGCAGAGUGCGCACAUUUAAGAAAUGUAGCUUCAGACAAAGAAAAGGCAGCGUGUGCAGCCAAACUGAUAAUUGACAAUCUGGAAAAUGAAAUUCAGCAGCUACAUUCUUCUCUGUCAUACGAGAAGAUUGCUACCUCCAGACUUCAGGCCCAGAUCUCAGAGCUGCACACGGCUUCACGGGCUGACCAACAGAGAACUGACAAUCUGGAAAAUGAAACUCGGGAGCUCAGAUCUUCACUGUCACAUGAGAAAAGUGCUACAUCCAAGUUUCAGGUCCAAGUGUCAGAGUUGCUUAAGACUUCACAUUCGGACCAACAGAGGAUUGGCCACGUGGAAAAUGAAAAUAAGAAGCUUGGGUCUUCGCUGGCAAAGGAGAUUUAUAUAAAAAACAGUCUCCAGGCCCAGGUGUUGGAGCUGCAUAAGAAAUCACAGGCUUACCAACAGAGGAUUGGCCACCUGGAAAACGAUAAUAAGAAGCGUGGUUCUUCACUGACAAAGGAGAUUCAUACAAAAAUCAGUCUUCAGGCCCAGGUCUCGGAGCUGCAUAAGAAAUCACAAGCUGACCUUCAGAGGAUUAACCACCUGGAAUCGGAAAACCAGAAGCUCCGUUCUUCGCUGACUGAAGAGAACAUUGUCAAAAUGAGGCUUCAGUCCCAGGUCUCUGAGCUGCACAAGAAUUUGCAGGCUGACCAACAGAAGAUUGACCAUCUCAAAUACGAAAAUCAGGAGCUCACUUCUUCACUGACUGAAGAGAACGUCAUCAAACUGGGGCUUCAGUCCCAAGUCUCAGAGCUGCACAAGAAAUCCCAGGCUGACCAAGAGAAGAUUGACCAUCUCGAAUAUGAAAAUCAGGAGCUCAGUUCUUCACUAAAACAGGAGAACAGUGUUAAAACUGGGUUUGAGGCCAAGCUAUCCGAUUUGAGGGAGUCUCUGCAGAAAUCGCAGGCUGACUUCAGAGAAUUCAAAGAUGAAUACGAGGAGGUUAAAAGGCGACUGACGUUUGAGAUGAAGAAAAAUGCUGAACUGCAACACCUUAAAGAGCAAGCAGCGAUCCAGGUGGAGGAGGCCUGCCAGACCACAGUGACUGGAACUCUCCUUGUUAGCAGAGAAAGUCAUGAAAAGACAAAAGCAGAGGGCAAUCAUUUCAAAAACAUAGCGUCAGACGCGGUGAAGAUGGCACGCGAUGCCAAACAAAGAGGUGAUGAUCUGGAGAACGAAAUGCAGGAGCUCCGUUUGUCACUGACUCACAAGAAAAAGGCCGUAUCCAGGCUAAAGACCCAGAUCCUGAAGCUGUGCAAGACUUCACAAGCUGACCAACAAAGGAUCGACAGUCUGCUAGAAGAAAAUCAGCAGCUCCGUUCUUCACUGACACCCGACAGCUCCAGGCGUCAGCCUCAGGUGUCCGAGCUGAAUCAAACUUCACAGGCUGACCCACAGAACGAUGUCACUUACAAUCGGACGCUCACGUCCUCGAUGACACAAGAACACAUUGAGACAAUCAGCCUCCAGGCCCAGGACAUAAGGGCUGAGGCAGCAUGUGAGACACCUGAGGUAUCACUGAAGAAGAAGAAGAGGCGGUGGAAGAGGUUCCUUAAAUCCUUUGCUUUUGGCUAAGGCAGCAGAUAAAGACUAAGAUGCACACACUUACCAUCAUGUCCCAUUUUUUACACAUGGUACAUAGAUAUAUAUAUGAAUAUUUUCCUGCUUUAAUAUUGAAAAUAAAGAUAUUUUUAAAUCCAUUUUAUUGAAGUACCCUUUUAAUUCUGUGGCUGGUUCAGAGUUUUAUUCAAUAUACAAUGAAGACACAAGGUCACACAAAAUACAGUUCUCUCUGAUGGUCAGUUUGUUUACAUGUCUAAAACUUUUAGAAUACUUGUAAACACAUUAAUCAGACUAACACAAAUGAUUGAAUUACGCGACCGUGUUGGCAGGCAAAGAUGCGUUAAAAAUGAAUAGGACUGGUGCUGGAUUCAAACUAACUUCUCUUCAUCUUACUCUUCACUUCAUCACUGAAGGUCACUGAAAGUUGACAAGAGCCUGGAGGGAAACAAAUGUACACAAUCUGGCUUUGUGACAAACAUGCACUCUGGAGUCUACUGGCAAAGACAGUGAUGUUGUCACUGGAAGGGUGAGGGCUCCAACUGAGAAAAUACCCUGGUAUAUACAUUAGAACAGAAUUUCUGAUUUUCCACCAAGAACCACCAGAGAAAGCUCACAUUACCAUUGUUGGCACAGGUACCACAGUUUGGGAACCAUGGGGUCUAGUAUGAACGUCUACAGAGGUGCGUUCUGCACAUGUUCCACAAACUCUUCCCCUGGAAUUUGACCCAGAAAUAAUAGAAGAAGACAACCUGGCCAAUCCAUUGUUUUGGGCUGUGAAUUUGUGAGUGCACCCGAGCAAGAGUGCCACGCACUUUGGCCAAUUAAAGUUCAAAUCUCCUGUUGUGAUAAUGAGUCAUCUAUAACUGAUGUAAUCCAUGUUUUAAUGAUCGUAUUAUAUUCCAUCUGUGCACUAGAAGUUUUCUCAUCUGCGAAAGCAACAGAUUUUUUACAGAUUUUAAAAUGCAUUCUCUUCAGGGACUACAGAUUU